Messenger RNA from Rhinolophus ferrumequinum (greater horseshoe bat), 3095 nucleotides. It is a transcript of the gene DUSP22, whose product is annotated as dual specificity phosphatase 22. The transcript is spliced from 7 exons. Gene Ontology annotation, molecular function: protein tyrosine/serine/threonine phosphatase activity. Gene Ontology annotation, biological process: protein dephosphorylation; regulation of cell population proliferation; positive regulation of JNK cascade. Gene Ontology annotation, cellular component: cytosol. Lineage: Eukaryota; Metazoa; Chordata; Mammalia; Chiroptera; Rhinolophidae. The record is from RefSeq and is a predicted model, not a curated record. Bases 304 to 921 code for a protein of 205 amino acids.
CACGCGGGCCGCGCGGCGCGAAGCGAGAGCCUUUCCUGGCCAGGACGUCGCCGCCUGUGCGGGCUCGAGCCGGCCAGUCCGGGCGGACGGGCGGAAAAGCCCGUCGGCGCCGGGUCGCUGGAACACGCCGAGUCGCCCGGACGUCCCUGAUUACCGUUGUUGUUGUUGUUUGUACUUCGAGCACGAAAUUCCCUGCGCCUCCUCCCCUGCGGCCCCACCCGCUGCUCCUCCUCCGGUUGUAACACGCCAUUAGGGAGCCUGCGACCUCAUUGCCAGGGGUUCUAGAGUUCGCAUUCAGCCACCAUGGGGAAUGGGAUGAACAAGAUUCUGCCUGGCCUGUAUAUUGGCAACUUCAAAGAUGCUAGAGAUGCAGAGCAAUUGAGCAAGAACAAGGUGACACACAUUCUGUCCGUGCACGAUAGUGCCAGGCCUAUGUUAGAGGGGAUUAAAUACCUGUGCAUUCCAGCAGCGGAUUCACCAUCUCAAAACCUGACAAGACAUUUCAAAGAAAGUAUUAAAUUCAUUCAUGAGUGCCGACUCAGGGGAGAGGGCUGUCUUGUACACUGCCUGGCCGGUGUCUCCAGGAGUGUGACGCUGGUGACUGCGUACGUCAUGACUGUCACUGACUUUGGCUGGGAGGAUGCCCUGCACACCGUGCGUGCUGGGCGACCAUGCGCCAACCCCAACCUGGGCUUCCAGCGGCAGCUCCAGGACUUUGACAAGCACGAGGUCCACCAGUACCGGCAGUGGCUGAAGGAAGAGUAUGGAGAGAGCCCUUUGCGGGAUACAGAAGAAGCCAAGAAGAUUCUGGGUAAAUAUAAAGAGCAAGGGCACACAGAGCCCCAGCCUGGCACCUGGAGGGGGAGCAGCUGCCAGGUCCUGCCUCCUCGGGCCUACAGCAACUGCACCACAGAGACCUGAGCCACGCUGCCGCUGCCGGGCACCCUGGUGUGACGGCUGCUGCCUCAGAGGACAGCAGAGGGCGGGUGGCGAAGAAGGUGAUCCAGGCUCCUUCCCAGGACCCCACCCAGCCCUGCCUCAGGCCCCUGCACUCAGCCCACCGCUGCCCAGCCAAAGCUUGCCACCCGGCCUGGAGGGUGCCCUGCUGUGCAGCCCGUGCGUGUGUGUGCACACAUGUGUGAAUGCCUGUGGGCGUGUUAGUGUGUGAACAGUGCUGGAGCUGGAACAGUCACAGGAUCCACACUGCCUGCCUUGGUACUCCACCUUUCCCUCUUCCAAGACUCCAGAGGAAGGCUUUAAAGCUGACCUCUGAGAUGCUGCUCAGCCAGAAGCAGCCUAUGCCUGUGGGGACAGUGAGGAGGACUCAGGGCCAGCAGCUGAAAGCAGCAGCCGCCCCCAGAACCCAGGGUGGCGUGGCGCGGCGGCAGGGGGCCGGCUGCCUCCUGAGGGUAGUUCCAGGGGCCUUGAAAGGUGUGUGUAUGGGGGGGAGUUGGUGCUCUGAGCGCUGCCUCCCUCUCAACAAGAGUGCCCCACACCUUGGCUCCCUGCUGCCUCAAGGCAAGGCCCCCAUUCCAGCCUGUCAGGUACCUGGGGGAGUUCUACUUGGUGUUUGUGCUCUGUGGCACUGACUGCAUUUUAGUUCCAUGGGUAGCAUUACCCUUCACCCAGAGCACCCUUCCUUUCUCUUUCUGUCAGCCUCACUUCCUCCCAACCUUUUGGUGUCCUUACUCGGCAUGGGCCUCUUCUCCAGGUCUGCAUGCACCUUCCGGGACUGGGAAGAAAGAGCAUUCAUUAGGCACUGUAGCAGUUUGCAUUUAAAAACUCAUUUAAAAAUGCCUGAGCACUUAUUAAGCACCUUUGUGUAUGCUGUGGAUUUGAUAUUUGAUCUCAGCUACCUCAUUAAAUGUUUUUUGAAAAGGUGUUUUUCGUUAUUCCAAUGAAUUCUGCCUCAUAGUUGAAAAUGUUCGGUUAUGAUUGUUUUUGAAGCCAAAGGGAAAGCAUCAAUAUCAUUGAGCUAUUUAAAGUUUCUGACUUGGGCUCCAGUAAUGCUUUCUGGUGGGUAAAAUUCCAUGUUCGGGCCUAGGCCCGCAGGUCAGGGAGUGCCUGCAGUUUGCAGCUUGGGCCAGUGGACAUCCUGGCGUGCUGUGAGCUAUCUGUGGUGCAGCCCUUUUUAUCAACUCAGAGUUAAGCACGCAGAGCCACAGAAUCAAAAAGUGCACUUGGCCUCACCCUAAAGACAUGUUGCAGUCCAUCCCUCUGAUUCUACCACAAAGAGAGACCCUGAAUAAAAAGAGCCGUUUCCCAUGCGUUUAGAGGGUAUGUCACAGGUGAACUCUUUGGGGACCAGGAAGAACGAAGUCUAAACACUCGUACAGGCCCCAAAUACUAAAAGAAAAGGAAACAUGGUCAUAGAAUUAUCCAUGUACAGCUGAAAGACUUUGCCUAUAAAGUACAUUUUUUUCCUUAAACCAAAAAGAAGUGUAAGUAUGUUAACUGGAAAAGUAUUUAGGAUAUCAGCUUGAAUGCUGAUAUGUGUAUACAUUUAUGAACAUCUGAAUAUAUUCCUGUAGAUCUUGAAAUGUUGUUUUAAUAUUUGUUGCCAGUAAUGUUCUUUCUCCACAGCCACACCGGGAAUUCUGAAGUAUUGGGCCUUUCUCAGAAGACUGUAAUGUACCUGAAGUUUCUGAAAUAUUGCAAAGCCACAGAGUUUAGUCGGGUGCUGCCAAAAAGAAAAGCAACCUAGAGUUUAAGUAUCCAGAAGUGAUUUGUAAACUUGUUUGGUUUUCAUUUUAAACUGAAUACAUACAUAUAUAAUCCUGUUAUUACAUGCUGAGAACUAAGGAUACUCUUUAGCAAGAGAAUAUAUUUUUACCUUAAUUUCACUACUAUGGUUGUUUCUUUCACCUUAUCUUUAAUGCCUUUAAAGCAAUCUCAAGAGCCCUGCUGCACUGUUUUGGUUUCUGGUUAGGAAUCAUGAUUGCUUCUCAUGACGAUUGUGCUGCAUCGUGUGUUCUUAAAUUCCCCAGCUUGGAACAUAACUCUUGGUGUGUGUUUUAUCCAUGGUUUGUGUUCUCCAUGGUAGCAAUUUCCCAAAGCUCCAUGUUUUUGUUAAUAAAAGGCCCCAUUUAACUUCA